AUGUCAACUCACUCGCGCCGCCGUUCCUUGUCGGAGAGCAGUUUCUCGGCCUUAAAAAUGGAGGACGAUCCAUCCUUCACUUUACCAUCCAACGAGCUCGUAGAUGACCACCACCCACUUCUACUCAGCAAACGCCACGGCGGAGACCGUUUUGCGGCGAUGGAGCAGCGUUCCAAGUCCGAGAGUUUGAUCUGCACGGCACAGGGCAUUGUAUUCCAAGACACCAAGUGCCAAGAGUACGGGAGUAAACUCAACAACCUUGUGGCUCUAGCCGCUGACUCGUCGAGUUCUCAGAGCAAUGUCGUGCUAGCCAAAAAAGCCCUGAGAUAUCGCAAAGUACUUGAGCGUCAUCGGUUUAUAGUGUAA
Molecule: messenger RNA, 366 nt
Organism: Peronospora farinosa
Lineage: Eukaryota; Oomycota; Peronosporomycetes; Peronosporales; Peronosporaceae
Source: the annotation of a GenBank genome assembly